Molecule: messenger RNA, 4969 nt
Organism: Loxodonta africana (African savanna elephant)
Lineage: Eukaryota; Metazoa; Chordata; Mammalia; Proboscidea; Elephantidae
Gene: RBCK1
Product: RANBP2-type and C3HC4-type zinc finger containing 1
Exons: 11
Coding region: 3205-4698 (497 amino acids)
Biological process (GO): protein linear polyubiquitination; positive regulation of canonical NF-kappaB signal transduction; proteasome-mediated ubiquitin-dependent protein catabolic process
Cellular component (GO): ubiquitin ligase complex
Molecular function (GO): ubiquitin-protein transferase activity; ubiquitin binding
Source: RefSeq, a predicted model, not a curated record
AGCCUGUUAUUGUUAGGUGCGGCCUGCCGAGUAGGUUCUGACUCAUAGUGAGAUUGUGUACGACACAACAAAACACUCCCCAGUCCUUUGCUGUCCUCACGAUUGUUGCUGUAUUUGAGCCCACUGUUGCAGCCACUGUGUCAGUCCAUCUCCUUGAGGGUUUUUCUCUUUUUUGCUGACCCUCUACCAAGCAUGAUGUCCUUCUCCAGGGACUGGGCCCUCCUGAUAAUAGGUCCAAAGUACGUGAGACGAAGUCUCACCAUCCUCGCCUCUAAGGAGCACUUUGGCUGUACUUCUUCCAAGACAGACUUGUUUGUUCUUCCGGCAGUCCAUGGUAUAUUCAGUAUUCUUCUUCAGCACCAUAAUUCAAAUGUAUGAAUUCUUCUUCGGUCUUCCUUGUUCAUUCCCCAGCUUUCACAUGCAUAUGAGGUGAUUGAAAAUACCAUGACCUGGAGCACCUUAGUCCUCAAAAUGAUGUCUUUGCUUUUUAACACUUUAAAGAGGUCUUUCGCAGCAGAUUUUCUCAAUGCAAUGUCUUUUAUUUCUUUGCUUGAUAUUUUUUCUUCCCCAUCCUUUGAGUUUGUUUGUUUGUGUCUUUAAGUCUAAGGUGUGUCUCUUGCAGGCAGCAUAUAGAUGGAUCAUGUUUUUUUAAACCAUUCUACCACUCUCUGUCUCUUUAUUGGUGCAUUUAGUCCAUCCGCAUUCAGCGGAAUAAUUGAUGAGUAUGAGGUUAGUGCUGUCAUUUUGAUUUUUUUUUUGUGGGUGUGUGUUGUUGACAGUUUCUUUGUUCCACUUAAUUUUCUGUGCUGAGUCUCGUUUUUCUUUUUGUAUUUUCUUUUCAUCUUUUUCCUUGUUAAUUUUGUGUUUGGUGAGUUUGUUUUUCUUGUUUCUUAUUUUGAUGUGUAGGAUCGUUAGUUUCCUUUGUGGUUGCCUUAAUAUUUACCACUAUUUUCUAAUAUCUUAUUUCUUUAUAUCACCUUGACUUCCUCUUCAUAUGAAAGAUCUAUGGCUACAUUUUUUAGUCCUUCUUUUUUGUGUUAGUGUUGUCGUCCUUUACAUAUUGACGUCUCUGUUUUCCUAUUUUCAGUGUUUUAGCUUUGAUUUAUUUUUGUGACUUCCCUGCCUGGGUUGAUGUCUGGUUGCUCUAUCCUGUGCUCUAGCCUUGGGUUGUUACCUGAUGUUAUUGAUUUUCUAGCCAGAGGACUGUCUUUAGUAUUUCUUGUGAUUUUGGUUCGGUUUUUACAAAUUUCCUAAACUUCUGUUUUUCUAGAAAUGCCUGAGUUUCACCAUCAUAUUUGAGAGGCAGUUUUGCCGGCUAUGUAAUUCUUGGCUGGCAGUUUUUUUUCUUCAAGGCUUUAUAUAUGUCAUCCCAUUGCCUUCUUGCCUGCAUGGUUUCUCCUUUGUAGGUGACUUUUCGUUUAUACUUAGCUGCACUUAAAAUUCUCUGUUUAUCUUUGGUUUUGGCAAGUUUGAUUAUGUCUUGGUGACUUUCUUUUGGGAGCUGCCUUAUGUGGGGUUUGAUGAGCUUCUUGGAUAGAUAUCUUCUCAUCUUUCACGAUAUCAGGGAAGUUUCCUGGCAGCAAAUCUUCAACAAUCCUCACUGUAUUCUCUGAUGUCUCCCUGUUCUGGUACUUCGGUCACUUGUAAGUUAUUCCUCUUGAUAGAGUCCCACAUAAUUCUUAUGGUUUCUUCAUUUUUUAAAAAAAUUCUGUUUGUUUUUUCCUCAAAUAAGUUGGUGUCAAGUGCUUUAUCUUCAGUCUUGCUAAUUCUGACUUCCGUUGUGCCUCAAUUCUGCUUCUGUGCCUUUCUAUCAAGUUGUCUAAUUCUGAAAUUUUAUUGUUAAUUUUUUGGAUUUGUGUUUGCUGUCUCUCUGUGGGGAAACCCUGGUGGCGUAGUGGUUAAGUGCUACGCCUGCUAACCAAAAGGUCAGCAGUUCGAAUCUGCCAGGCGCUCCUUGGAGACUCUACUGGGCAUUUCUACUCUGUCCUAUAGGGUCGCUAUGAGUCAGAAUCAACUUGACGGCAGUGGGUUUGGUUUUUUUUGGAGGGGGUCUCUCUGUGGAUUCUUGCAGUCUAUUAAAUUUGUCAUUAUGCUCUUGAAUAACCUUUUUAAGUUCCUCUAUUGCUUUGUAUGUUCCUUGGCUUGCUCUGCAUUUUGCCUGAUCUUUUUCCUGAUUUCUUGAAGAGUUCUGUAUAUUAGUCUUUUGAAUUCUACCUCCGGUAAUUCCAAGAAAUUAUCUUCCUCUGCAAGGUUUUUUGAGUCUUUGUUUUGGUGGCUUCCUGAAGCCAUCAUGGUCUGCCUCUUUCUGUGAUUUGAUAUCGACUGUUGUCUCUCAGCCAUCAAUAAGUUAUUAUAUAUAUUUAUUUUAUGUUUUCUUACUGUGUCCUAGUUUCUUGUUUUGUUUUGAUAUGCCCAAAUAGGCUGGCCCUGUGAGCUAGUUUGAUUAUUGGUGUCUUUGAAGCUCUCACGUCCUGUUUCCAGGCAGCUAGAGUUGUUACUAGGUAUAUGAGCCCAGGAGUCUGUUUACUUUUCUUAUGUGGAUUCAGCUCAGGCGUCCCAGUCUUCGGUCACUGAGAGUAUGGUGCAGGCUCUCACCUAUAGCCCUAGACGGGCAGGGGUGAUUGGAGUAGGCACAGGUAUCUGGCUGCAGUAGGGGGUCAUGCGCUGAUCAAGGCAGGGGCUGACUGCUGCCCCUGAGUGUCUGGGUAGAAGGUGUGUCCCUGUUCCCUGUAGUGUGUAGGUAGGUGGGUGUUGCAGCUGGACUAUGGGCACCCAAUGCUGUUGGCUGUAAGGACUGGGAGUCACCACUUAUUCUUGGACCCCUGUCAGAGGUGGCUCAGUGGAGUGGGUGGAGCCACCAGUCCUCAGGCUUCUGAUGUGGGUAGGUGAGGACCCUGCUUAUUGGGCAGGGUGGUGUCAAAUGUCAUGAAUCUGCCAGUCCGCAUUAUAGCAGAUACGGAUGGAAAUAGACUUCAGGUAUAUACCCUGGUAUACUGUGCUAGUGAGGCCCUACACUGUUGAAAUGGCCCCACACAGCUCUACGCAGGGGUGAAAGGCAUUCAAAGCCUGAGGACACCUUAUGCCUGUGCCCAAGCAAAAGAGCUGUGUCUGCCCUGAGUUCCCAGCUUAGGGGAGCUGGCGGAUUAUUUUUUCCUGUUUGUUAAUUUGUUACCUCUCCAAAGCCAGGAGAAUGGCUCAGAGUGCAUGAUGGGGCCAGAAUUAGGUCCUAAUUCUGGCCCCGGGAGCACAGCAAUCUCUGAAGCUGGACUAGGACCUGGAGCGGAGAUGGGACGGAGCAGGCUUUGGGUGAGCGUGGAGGAUGCUCAGAUGCGCACGGUCACCAUCUGGCUCACAGUGCGCCCUGACAUGACAAUGGCUUCCCUCAAGGACAUGGUAUUCCUGGACUAUGGCUUCCCACCAGCCCUGCAGAGGUGGGUGAUUGGGCAGCGGUUGACAAGAGACCAGGAAACCCUGCACUCCCAUGGGGUGCGGCGGGAUGGGGACAGUGCCUACCUCUAUCUGCUAUCAGGCUGCAACACCUCACUCAAUCCCCAAGAGCUGCAGCGAGAGCGGCAGCUGCGGAUGUUAGAAGAUCUGGGCUUCAAGGACCUCAUGCUGCAGCCAAGGGGCCCCCUGGAGCCAGCUGCCCCCAAGCCCGGGGCAUCCCAGGAGCCUGGGCGGGGACAGCCAGAAGCUGCCCCUGAGCCCCUACCGCUGCUCUGCUCUCAGGUGGGCUGGCAGUGCCCGGGUUGCACCUUCAUCAACAAGCCCACACGGCCCGGCUGCGAGAUGUGCUGCCGGGCGCGGCCAGAGGCUUACCAGGUACCUGCCUCGUACCAGCCCGAUGAGGAGGAGCGAGCGCGCCUGGCCGGCGAGGAGGAGGCACUGCGCCAGUACCAGCAGCGGAAGCAGCAGCAGCAGGAAGGGAACUACCUGCAGCAUGUCCAGCUGGAUCAGAGGAGCCUGGUGCUGAACGCAGAACCCACCGAGUGCCCAGUGUGCUACUCGGUGCUGGGGCCCAGCGAGGCAGUGGUGCUGCGGGAAUGUCUGCAUGCCUUCUGCAGGGAGUGCCUGCAGGGCACCAUCCGGAACAGCCAGGAGGCGGAGGUCUCUUGCCCCUUCAUUGACAACACCUACUCGUGCUCGGGCAAGCUGCUGGAGAGGGAGAUUCGAGCGCUGCUGACCCCUGAGGAAUACCAGCGAUUUCUGGACCUAGGCAUCUCCAUUGCUGAAAACCGCAGUACCCUCAGCUACCACUGCAAGACCCCUGACUGCAAGGGCUGGUGCUUCUUUGAGGAUGACGUCAACGAGUUCACCUGUCCCGUGUGUUUCCACGUCAACUGCCUCCUCUGCAAGGCCAUCCACGAGCAGAUGAACUGCAAGGAGUACCAGGACGACCUGGCCCUGCGGGCUCAGAACGACAUCGCUGCCCGGCAAACAACGGAGAUGCUGAAGGUGAUGCUGCAGCAGGGUGAGGCCAUGCACUGCCCACAGUGCCGGAUCGUGGUGCAGAAGAAGGAUGGCUGUGACUGGAUCCGCUGCACCCUCUGCCACACCGAGAUCUGCUGGGUCACCAAGGGCCCUCGCUGGGGCCCGGGGGGUUGCAAGGCUAUGACCUUUCAGAAGCAGAUCGCCAGGCCUGUCUUCCGAGGCGCCACUGGAUGGGUUCCAGCAGCCAACCUUUCGGCCAGUAGUUGAGCACUUAACCGUUGGUGCUACCUGGGACUCCUUGCCCUGGAGUUGUUGUGUGCCAUCGAGUUGAUUCGGAAUCAUAGCGACCCUAUAGGGUAGAGUGUAACUGCCUUGUCGGGUUUCUUAGGCUGUAAUCUUUAUGGGAACAGAUCCCCAGGUCAUUUCUCCCACGGAGUGGCUGGUGGCUUCGAACUGCCGACCUUUUGGUUAGCUGAGCACGUAGCCGUUGUGCCACCAGGGCUUCUUUGCCCUAGAGUACCAAAAAAAAAAAAACAAA